GGCAAGUGUGGGGGCGGACGUGACGUCACGAGCAGUGCUACUGGAAAGAUGGCGGCGUCCAUGCUGAGAUUCGCUGGUUCCCUGGGACGGAGAGUGAUCGGUGGAGUGGCGAGGGGGUCACAGCCUUUGUCCAGAUGUAGGUCUACACAGGCAGCAACACAAGCUGUUUUAAAUGUUCCUGAGACUAAAGUAACUACACUGAAUAAUGGACUGCGAGUUGCGUCAGAGGAUUCCGGACUAUCAACCUGUACUGUGGGUCUAUGGAUUGAUGCUGGAAGCAGGUAUGAAAAUGAGAAGAAUAAUGGAACUGCACAUUUUUUAGAGCACAUGGCAUUUAAGGGAACAAAGAAGCGUUCCCAGCUAGACCUGGAGCUUGAAAUUGAAAACAUGGGUGCUCACUUAAAUGCAUAUACAUCACGAGAACAGACAGUAUAUUAUGCAAAGGCUUUUUCCAAAGAUCUGCCUAGAGCUGUAGAGAUUCUAGCAGACAUCAUUCAAAACAGCACUCUAGGAGAAGCUGAGAUUGAACGUGAAAGAGGCGUUAUUCUGAGGGAGAUGCAGGAAGUGGAGACAAAUCUACAGGAAGUAGUCUUUGAUUACCUUCAUGCUACUGCCUACCAUCGUACAGCACUAGGAAGAACUAUCCUGGGGCCUACUGAAAACAUCAAAUCCAUAAACCGUAAUGAUUUGGUGGAGUACAUCACAACACAUUAUAAAGGACCUAGAAUAGUCCUGGCUGCAGCUGGUGGUGUGUCGCAUCAUCAGUUGCGUGAUCUGGCAGAGCAUCAUUUUGGUAAUUUGCCGUCAAUAUACGAAGGGGAAACCCUGCUUCCAUGCACUUUCACAGGCAGUGAGAUCCGUGUUCAUGAUGAUAAAAUGCCAUUGGCCCACAUUGCCAUUUCAGUUGAAGCUGUUGGUUGGUCUCAUCCUGACACUAUUCCGCUUAUGGUGGCAAACACCUUGAUAGGCAACUGGGAUCGGUCCUUUGGAAGUGGUGUGAAUUUAUCAAGCAGACUUGCACAAAUCGCCUGUUAUGGAAACUUGUGUCACAGUUUCCAGUCAUUCAACACCUGUUACACCGACACCGGCCUCUGGGGCCUAUACAUGGUGUGUGAACCAAGCACAGUAGAAGAGAUGUUGCAUUUUGUGCAACGAGAAUGGAGAAGUCUUUGCACAAGUGUUACAGAAGGUGAAGUCGCACGUGCCAAGAACUUGUUGAAAACCAACAUGUUGCUUCAGCUAGAUGGUUCCACCCCUAUCUGUGAGGAUAUAGGCAGGCAGAUGUUGUGCUAUAACCGAAGACUACCGUUACCUGAACUGGAAGCAAGGAUAGAUCUGAUUGAUGUCCAGACAAUAAGAGAUGUGUGCACCAAAUAUAUUUAUAAUAAAAGUCCAGCAUUCGCUGCUGUUGGUCCCAUCUGUCUUCUCCCAGAUUACAAUGAAAUACGCGGUAAAAUGUAUUGGCAGUGACGACAUCUUUAUUUCUAAAGAUAUUUAUAUUUUGAAACCAAAUGUGAUUUGCUGAAUACUUAUUUUAUCAUUCAGACUUUUUAGGUGUGUAAUAUGAGCCUUGUAGGACUCUAACCUAAAUAUGUAAUUGUUUAUAUGGUUUCAAUUGUGUAGGACUGUGUUAAAACGAAAAUCUGUAAAACCAUUUUUUGUAUAGUAAAAGAAACAAAAAUGUUUAAUAUAAUUUAUCCAACCAAAUACUUGUAGUAUUUGCUUCGUUUUAUUAUAAAACAUGACACACAAACA
This is a messenger RNA of Rana temporaria (common frog), 1755 nucleotides long. RefSeq names its product peptidase, mitochondrial processing subunit beta (gene PMPCB). The record is from RefSeq and is a predicted model, not a curated record. Lineage: Eukaryota; Metazoa; Chordata; Amphibia; Anura; Ranidae. Gene Ontology annotation, cellular component: mitochondrion. The coding region runs from base 49 to 1470 and encodes 473 amino acids. The transcript has 13 exons. Gene Ontology annotation, molecular function: metal ion binding; metalloendopeptidase activity.